This is a messenger RNA of Dothidotthia symphoricarpi CBS 119687, 1295 nucleotides long. RefSeq lists its product as uncharacterized. Lineage: Eukaryota; Fungi; Ascomycota; Dothideomycetes; Pleosporales; Dothidotthiaceae. The transcript is spliced from 2 exons. The coding region runs from base 223 to 1107 and encodes 294 amino acids. The record is from RefSeq and is a predicted model, not a curated record.
CCGUAACGCCAACGCUUCUCUCGACGCCCACAUUUUUCCUUAGUCUUCUUUGAUCACCGUCAUUUCCUCCUUCACUUACUAUCUCGGUCCCCAUCAGCCAUAGCUCUUACGUUCGCUUCGCUUUCAGACCUGGCUUGGUACCUUCUCCACUACCUGGACACAUCCAUCUUUCUUCCUAGCCUACACGACAACGCUUCUUCGCCUCCUUCAUCACUAACGCUCAUGAUGGCGACUCGCAAAGAGCAGCUCAUGCCUGAUACGAAGACGACAGCAGCUCUGUUACCGAAAGCGGCGAAGGUUAAGAAGCGCACAUCUGCAAAACCCGCGGAUGCCAGCAAGAGAAGGUCGUUGCGCCUAGCAGAGAAGCCACGCAAGUACCCUGUUAGGCGAUACAAAAAUGGACUGCUCAAUUUGGAGGAGACACCUGAGAGGUUGGUCGAGAUCGUCAAGCGCAACACUAUUGAUUCUCCUCUUCUACGUCUUCCCCCCGAGCUUCGAAACAAAAUCUGGGCAUUCACCAUGAGUCGCCAGUUUGUCAUUGUGGAUCCCGCACUCGAGUCGGGGGAGGUCAUCAAGAAGAAUUGCGUAGGAGCCGUCUCAGUUCAAAGCAAGUCAAUGGACAGCUCCGGAGGCUUGGCAGGUCACUAUCAGACAAAAGGGUUGUCUUCAACAUUUCACUUGCCUAAAGUCAGUAGGCAGGUCUACAGCGAAACAGCGACUCUCGCAUAUUCGACAAGCACUUUCAUCAUCGGAUGGUCCAUACUGAACUACAACGAUUGGGCGAAGAGGUUGCUUCCUGCCCAACGAAACGCGAUCGAGGUAAUUGAGGCCAAAGCUUCAGUGGUGGCCGCACUGGUUGAGAGUCCCUCUUAUUCCAAGAAGACAAUGAUAAUUCAAUGCUUCCCGAACCUCAAACGCUUCACGAUAACACAGAAAGCCUUUCAAGAAGUGAAAAGGUAUAGUGUUAUGUACAAUCCGAGUAUCACACUUACGAAUGAGGAGUACGAGGUCAGAAUUGAGACGAGAUUAAAGGAAUCGGCUGGAGCAGAUGUGGAUAUAGUGUUUGAGGGAAAUGCGAUGGCAAGCGGCAACUCUGCUACUGCAUGAUCGAUUUCUUGCUGUGGAAUCAGCCUCACCAGAUACCAGAUGCCUUUGUGUUCUUCUUCUAGCACAUAUCAUCGCCAUCAUAGCAGAACGGCAUACUACUGAAAGAAGAAGUUUGAGCUUCUCAUCGAAAGAUAAAUCAAGAAUUGAAAGGGCGGAGAUAGUCAAGUCUACUGCAAAGGAGCAGCCAG